Molecule: messenger RNA, 1629 nt
Organism: Dermatophagoides farinae (American house dust mite)
Lineage: Eukaryota; Metazoa; Arthropoda; Arachnida; Sarcoptiformes; Pyroglyphidae
Product: lysosome-associated membrane glycoprotein 1
Biological process (GO): establishment of protein localization to organelle
Cellular component (GO): lysosomal membrane; plasma membrane; late endosome membrane
Source: RefSeq, a predicted model, not a curated record
AUCAUCAUUUGUUCACGUUGACAAAAUACAUACACACGUAAAGACAUUUAAUUUCUGUUUUGCAUAUCGAUUAUUUCGAAUGGAUUGAUUAUAUUAAAAAUCGACAAAAGCCGAUCAUAUACAAUCAAUACAAGUUUCAUUCAUUCGAAUUGUGGAUUCGAUUUUUUUUUUUUUGGGUAAAAUAACAUUUCAUUUCAUUUUCGAGUUUUUUGAUCAACGAACGAACCAAUCCAAUAUUAGCAAUUUCAAAUCAUCGAUCAGAGAAAUAUUGUUCGUGAACGUAGAACGAAGAAAAAAAUUUUCCACAAACAUUUCUCUCUCGCUUUUGCUCUUAUCAAGUGAACAUUGAUAUCUCUUUUUCUGGUUACCUCAUAAUCGAUUUCUUUCAAUCAUAUAAUAGUGAGCAAAAUGAAAACUUUAUUCAUCCUUUAUAUUGUUUUCACGGUCAUAGUAUCUUUGUGUCAAUGUCAAUUAUCGGAUAUUGAUUUGACACAUAAUAAUGGCCAUCCGGAUAAUAAAACAACUACAACAACAACAACAACGACUACUACGAAAAAACCGACUACUACUACCACGACCACAACAACGGAGCCACCUAAAACAACAACGCAGAAACCGGAACCACCCGUUAUUGCUCCGCCAUUGAUUGAAGGAAAUAUUACUAAUGGCAAAAAUGAUAUCUGUUUACGUUAUCAUUUCUCCUUAUUAAUGCGUCUUGGUUAUAUGGAUAAAAAUAAUAAGACACAAGUAGAAGAUAUUUGGUUACCGAAAAGUGCUCUUGUCGAUUCAGAUCAUUGUGGCCGUGAUAAAUCGGAAUCAUUUUGGUUUGUAUUCGAUAAUAAUUCUACAUUGAAUUUGACAUUUGAACAAAAUGAAGCUUCCGUUUAUCUUGCUUCCAUCUAUGCAAGUGUACAAUUACCAAAAAGUAAUGAAACGGUUAGUGUCAACAUUACACAACCGAAUCCAAACUUUAACGUGGAUAAAUCCCAUUCAUAUGUUUGUGCCAAUAAUGUUACAAUCAAAUGGGAUAAUAAUGAUCAUCAUACUACAUCGGAAUUUCUUUUUUCAAAUCUUACCAUGCAAGCAUUCAUGAAACCAUCACAAAAAGGUUCAUUCAGUGAAGAACACAAUUGCCAGAAUGAAAUCAAUGAUGUUGUACCGAUUGCUGUUGGUGCUGCACUUACUGUAUUGGUUAUUAUUGUGAUGAUUGCCUAUUUUAUUGGACGUCGUGUUAGCCGACGUUUAUCUUACCAAUCGGUUUAAUGUGUGUAGCAGUGAUCCAUAAUAAUGAAUGGAUAAAUGGGAAAAACGUUUUUGUUCUCUAAGGAUGAUUUCUUCAUCCUUUACCAUUUUGUCCAAACAUCAACCAACAUUAUUCUCUUUCAUCAUCUUAUCGAUCUUUAGUUAUUUUUAUCUUUUUCCAUAUUAUUAUCGAUUACCUUAAAACAUACACCCAUAUACCUGCUUUAAUUUUAUCACAUAAUCAUUGUCGUAUAAAUCAACGUAAAAAUUCAGACACACUACAUGCUUGGCCUCGAUUUUUUCUAUAUUCAUACAUGCUACACAUCUAUUACAUGAUUCGAAAUUCUUUUUUAAUCAUAAUAAUCUAUUUCAAUUAGUCUAAUAAUU